AUGGCUGCGUCCCCCACGGGGUCGGCGGUGAGCGCCGGGCUGGACGAGAGCCCCACGGGGCUGAGCCCGGCUCCCGGGAAGGCGCUGAGCCCGGUGCUGCUGUGCAAGGUGUGUGGGGACACCAGCAGCGGGAAGCACUACGGCAUCUACGCCUGCAACGGCUGCAGCGGCUUCUUCAAGCGCAGCGUCCGCAGGAAGCUCAUCUACAGGUGCCAGGCGGGGACGGGGCUGUGCCCAGUGGACAAGGCUCACCGCAACCAGUGCCAGGCCUGCCGGCUCAAGAAGUGCCUGCAGGCUGGCAUGAACAAGGAUGCUGUGCAGAACGAGCGCCAGCCCCGCAGCACGGCCCAGGUCCGGCUGGACAGCAUCGAGCUGGAUGCAGAGCUGCCCCCUGAGCACGUGGCCACCACACGUGAGGUGACCCCAUCGCCCUGUCCGGCUCCUCGUGCUCCCGGUGCUGCUGUCGCUGUCGCUGUCACCCCGGGUCCCCGAGCGCCCACACCCCCCACCAAUCAUCGCUUCAUGGCCAGCCUGAUGACAGCUGAGACCUGCGCCAAGCUGGAGCCCGAGGACGCCGAUGAGACGGUGGAUGUGACGGGCAGCGAGCCGGAGCGGGCGGCCRGCGAGUACCAGGUGGCGCCGUACCCGGCAGCCAGCCCCGAGAACAUCUACGAGACCUCAGCUCGCCUCCUGUUCAUGGCCGUGAAAUGGGCCAAGAACCUGCCCGUCUUCUCCAACCUGCCCUUCCGUGACCAGGUGAUCCUGCUGGAGGAAGCGUGGAGCGAGCUGUUCCUGCUCUGUGCCAUCCAGUGGUCCCUGCCCCUGGACAGUUGCCCGCUGCUGGCUGUCCCCGAGCCGGCCCCCGGGAAGCUGCUGCCGGCCGCCCUGGACAUGCGGGCGCUGCAGGAGACCCUGGGCCGCUUCAAGGCGCUGGCCGUGGACCCCACGGAGUUCGCCUGCAUGAAAGCCGUGGUGCUCUUCAAACCAGAGACCCGCGGCCUCAAGGACCCCGAGCAGGUGGAGAACCUGCAGGACCAGUCGCAGGUGAUGCUGGGCCAGCACAACCGCUCCCACUACCCCGGGCAGCCCGUCAGGUUUGGGAAGCUGCUGCUGCUGCUCCCGGCGCUGCGCUUCAUCUCCUCGGAGCGCGUGGAGCUGCUCUUCUUCCGCCGCACCAUCGGCAACACGCCCAUGGAGAAGCUGCUGUGCGACAUGUUCAAGAACUGA
Messenger RNA from Malurus melanocephalus (red-backed fairy wren), 1227 nucleotides. It is a transcript of the gene NR2E3, whose product is annotated as nuclear receptor subfamily 2 group E member 3. Lineage: Eukaryota; Metazoa; Chordata; Aves; Passeriformes; Maluridae. Gene Ontology annotation, biological process: positive regulation of transcription by RNA polymerase II; negative regulation of transcription by RNA polymerase II; cell differentiation. The transcript has 8 exons. The record is from RefSeq and is a predicted model, not a curated record. Gene Ontology annotation, molecular function: RNA polymerase II cis-regulatory region sequence-specific DNA binding; nuclear receptor activity; zinc ion binding. Bases 1 to 1227 code for a protein of 408 amino acids.